AUGUCCUGUCUGCAAAUCAGAGGGCUUCUUCUCGUUCUGUGCUUGGCUCCAAUUGCAUUAUCGACCCUGCACCCUGAAUGCGAGUACAUAUUUCAGCUGGAGAAAGAUGAGCGUCACUGCCUUCAGUACAUUGCAGAGCAGGGCAACUCAAGUGCAGAAGGUUGCCAACCAUUCUGGGAUAAAGUCGUCUGCUGGCCUCAUGCCGUUGUUGGGGAAACAGUCGACAGAGCUUGUCCUGCUGUUUUCUCCCUCUUCAAAAACAGCACAGGGUCAGUAAGCCGCAACUGCACUAAUGGGGAUUGGUCCGGACCCUUCCCACCGUACCACAUCGCCUGCAGUGUGGAUGAUGACAUUCCUGAGACAGAGCAGUCAUACUUUGCCACAGUGAAGCUGAUUUACACCGUCGGUUACAGCAUCUCUCUGGUGGUGCUGACUGUUGCCGUGUUGAUCCUGCUGCUCUUCAGGAGGCUGCGUUGUGCCAGGAACUGUAUUCACAUCCAGCUCUUCAUUACUUUUAUCCUGAAAUCUGUAGCGGUGUUUAUAAAGGAUGCUGCUCUGUUCUCAAGUGAUGACACCGACCACUGCACCCUUUCCACAUUUGCCUGUAAAGCCUCUGUGGUCUUCUGUCACUACUGUGUAAUGGCCAAUUUUCUCUGGCUCCUGGUGGAGGCGCUCUACCUCAAUUCCCUGCUGCUCUCCUCCUUCAGUCACAGCCGUCGAUGUCUCUGGGGCUUCGGCCUGCUGGGAUGGGGUGUACCUGUUCUCUUCAUCAUGAUCUGGAUUGGAUCCAGGGUGUAUUUUGAGGACACAGAAUGCUGGGACAUCAAUGAGGACUCUCCCUAUUGGUGGAUCAUCAAGGGACCAAUUGUUGUGUCCAUAGCGGUCAACUUUAUGCUCUUCAUGAAUAUCAUCAGGAUUCUCGUACAGAAGCUCAAUCCUCGUCUGAUCCAGUUCAAUAACUCCUCUCAAUACAGACGCCUGACUAAAUCCACCCUCCUCCUCAUCCCUUUGUUUGGCACUCACUACAUGUUCUUCAAUUUUCUGCCCGACUACUUCAACGUUAACCUGCGCCUGUGUAUCGAGCUCUGCAUGGGAUCCUUCCAGGGGCUUCUUGUAGCAGUUCUCUAUUGCUUUCUCAAUCAAGAGGUCCAGAAAGAGGUUCACAUGCAGUGGCUGAGGUGGCAGGAGAGGAGUUAUGGGGUGGUAUCCCCUGCUGCAAAGGGCAGCCAGAUGGACACACCCUUCUAG
Scomber scombrus (Atlantic mackerel) is the source of this 1248-nucleotide messenger RNA. RefSeq names its product growth hormone releasing hormone receptor, like (gene ghrhrl). Gene Ontology annotation, cellular component: plasma membrane. Gene Ontology annotation, molecular function: growth factor binding; G protein-coupled peptide receptor activity; peptide hormone binding. The record is from RefSeq and is a predicted model, not a curated record. Lineage: Eukaryota; Metazoa; Chordata; Actinopteri; Scombriformes; Scombridae. The coding region runs from base 1 to 1248 and encodes 415 amino acids. The transcript has 13 exons. Gene Ontology annotation, biological process: adenylate cyclase-activating G protein-coupled receptor signaling pathway; positive regulation of cell population proliferation; cell surface receptor signaling pathway.